Mucor mucedo is the source of this 1917-nucleotide messenger RNA. RefSeq lists its product as uncharacterized. The record is from RefSeq and is a predicted model, not a curated record. The transcript is spliced from 7 exons. Lineage: Eukaryota; Fungi; Mucoromycota; Mucoromycetes; Mucorales; Mucoraceae. Bases 74 to 1774 code for a protein of 566 amino acids.
UAUAAAUUAUAGCGAAUUUUCUUUCUUUUUUUCUUUUUUUCUUCUUUCUUUCUCAGUUUUAUUAACCCAAAUCAUGUCUGCUACAAUUGCGGCAAAACGCUUACAAAAUUUGAAGCAUCAUUUAGCUCCAAAUGAUGAUCCCCAUUUUGAAUCAUUACGUAUCCAAAGAAGACCUGAACAGGUUCCUCAUAUGUCCAAAUUGGAUCCUCUGCAGUUUUUACUCAGAAGUGCUCUGGUGCAUACACAUAAGCCUGCAAUUAUUCAUCGUCAGCAAUCGUAUACAUAUUUAGAGCUGUCCGAUCGUGUCAAAUCUCUUGCGAAUGUUCUGAUCGAUACCUAUAACGUCAAACCUGGUGAUCGUGUUGCUAUUCUGUGCCAAAAUAUUACUGCAUUCGUUGAUGCCCAGUUUGCUAUCCCCGCCAUAGGUGCUAUUUCGGUUCCUGUAAAUACAAGACUAGCAGCUAAGGAGAUCGAUUACGUAAUCGAGCAUUCAGGUGCAUCUGUUUUGAUUAUUCAACAAGAGUUUAUGGGCCGUCUUAGCGAAGAAUCAAAAUCUUUGGUUAAUCAUGUCAUUGAAGUGGCCGAUUGUGAUGACCCUACAAAAGAUCCAUAUGAAAGACUUCUGAAAUCUAGCAAAAAUCGUUUAUCAUGGAAUGAUAUGCCCAUGGAACAAGACGAAAAUGCCACAAUCUCCAUUAACUACACUUCUGGAUCGACUGGAAAACCUAAGGGUGUAAUGGUAAGCUACCGCGGAGCUUAUAUGAUGGCUAUUGGUAUGGCGAUCCAUGAUAUGCUUUCUUCAAAGACUGUUUAUUUGUGGACAUUACCCAUGUUCCAUUGUAACGGAUGGGGAUUUCAUUGGGCGAUAGUUAUGGUUGGUGGUACUCAAGUCAUGCUAAAUAAAUUAGACUACACUUAUAUUUGGAAACUCUUAAAAGAUUAUGGCGUUACCCACUACAAUGGUGCACCUACAGUUCAGAACGAAAUUUGUAACCAUCCUGAUGCGGUUAGGUUAAAUAAUUCUGUUAAAGCUUACAGCGGAGGAUCUGCAUUAUCAAGCACACUCAUUCGUCGUAUGACAAACUUAAACCUGGAACCAACACAAGUCUAUGGCCUUACAGAAACCUAUGGCCCAGCUGUUUUGACCUAUGACGCUCAUACUUUAUCUCCAUAUACCGAAGAGGAAAGACAUAAACUCUUAGCACGUCCUGGUUUUGGCAUUGUUACAGCAGAUGAGGUUCGUAUCUUGAAUGUAGAAACAGCACGGGAUGUAAAACCCAACGGAAAAGAAAUUGGUGAAAUCUGCUUUACAGGAAACUUGGUCAUGAAAGGAUAUUACAAAAACCCAGAGGAAACCAAGAAGGCCUUCCGUAAUGGUGUAUAUUGGUCUGGCGAUCUUGCUGUUAGACAUCCUGACGGAUCCAUGGAAAUUGUCGACAGGAGUAAGGAUGUGAUUGUCUCUGGUGGUGAAAAUAUUAGCUCGAUAGAAGUGGAAAGUGUCAUUGUUCAACUGGAUGAAAUUAAUGAAUGCGCUAUCGUUGGAGGUCCUGAUGAUAAAUGGGGCGAAAGACCAGUUGCUUUUGUUGUGCUCAAAAACAACAGUAACUUAAGUGAACAACAAAUUAUUGAUCAUUGCAGAAAUUCUUUAGCUGGAUAUAAGUGCCCUGCAAAAGUUGUGAUUGUUGGCGAGAUUCCCAAAACAAGUACCGGCAAAGUGCAAAAAUUCGUAUUACGCGAGAAGUUAUGGAAGAAUUACGAAAAGAAAAUCAACUAAUCAACAAUGACCGGUGACUUUGCAUAACAUAAUAAUAGAAAUAAACAAAGGAUAAUUUAACCAAAGCACUUUAAAAACUGUAUUAUAUGCUGCAUGAAGUUUGAAUUUUUCGGAAUAAAGAGCAUCUUCUCUUUAUGUACUCC